UGUAGGCAUAAUGAUUUCAACGCAGCAGCGAAGGAUAACGUGAGCUUUUUUGGUGCAGAAAACUUAAACGAUAUUUAUUCUCUACAAAUUAGGCUAUUUGUUUCCUGGGAAACAAAUUCAUUGUUUGUAAAGAUCACCCAAAAGGAUAAUGCAAUAGUUUCCUACAAGAGGGCCUGUAAUGUUUUCAGUUCAGAGUAUGUUCCGUUGCAUAUUUGGGACUUCUCUGGGCAGACAACCCAAUUUUUCAUGAAUGACAGAGUUAAUUUGCCAAGCGAUAUUCCUGGACAACUGAACAAAGAGAUUCUCCUUGAAUUGCGACUCCAUGGAUUUUCAGACUGUAUGAAAGGUUCAGAUUGGAGGAGUGAUGAAGUGGCUGAUAAAGAGUCAAGUUUGGAUGGUUCUACUUAUGGUGGCUCUAUUAAGAUGAAUGGAAGCACUGACUAUGUGAAUCCUUAUUUAACUUCAACCAACUCCUUGCAAAGUGGUAUAAUCUAUAGAGGAGUUGGUUCCUUAGGCCUUACUGGACUAGAGAAUCUUGGGAAUACUUGUUUUAUGAACAGUGCCAUCCAAUGCUUGGUGCAUACUCCAAAGCUGGUUGAUUACUUUCUAGGAGAUUACCGGAAGGACAUAAAUUACGCAAAUCCACUAGGAUUGAAAGGAGAGCUUGCUUUAUCAUUUGGAGAGUUGUUGAGGAGGUUAUGGGCUCCAGGUGCAAGGUCAGUGACUCCAACGAUGUUCAAGUCAAAACUUGCUAAUUUUGCUCCCCAAUUCAGUGGCUAUAAUCAGCAUGAUUCCCAGGAACUUCUUGCUUUUUUGUUGGAUGGUCUCCACGAAGAUCUAAAUCGUGUAAAAUGCAAACCUUACAUUGAAGCUAAGGAUGUGGAGGGUCGUCCAGAUGAUGAAGUAGCAGAAGAAUAUUGGCAAAAUCACCUUGCUCGGAAUGACUCAAUCAUUGUCGAUGUGUGCCAAGGUCAGUACCGGUCAAAAUUGGUAUGCCCUGUUUGCAACAAGGUGUCUGUUAUGUUUGACCCAUUUAUGUACCUUUCGCUACCGUUACCUUCAACAUCAAUGCGGACUAUGACUUUGACGGUCCUAAGUACAGAUGGGACUGCAAUGCCAUCUACAUGUACAGUGACAGUGCCCCAGGGUGGGAGGUUGAUGGAUCUUACUAAUGCCUUAAGCACUGCAUGUUGCUUAAGAGAUGAUGAAACUCUGAUGGUAGCUGAGAUAUACAAGAGUUGUAUUUUUCGUCUACUGGAAGAUCCAUUUGAUUCAUUAGCCUUGAUCAGAGAUGGUGACCUGUUGGUUGCUUAUCGGUUACCAAAGGAUUGUGAGUCAUCCCUUUUGGUUACGUUUAUUCAUCAGCAUAUGGACGUGGGCUAUAAUAAUGGAGAGAUGGGAUUAGUCCCACCGGCGUUUGGCGUACCCCUCAUAGCAAGGUUGCCUGAUGUUUGCAAUGGAUCUGAUAUUCGUAACAAGUUCCUGAAAGUACUAAACCCAUACUUGAUGCCUACUGGAGAUGCAUUAGAUAUUUUUGAUGAUGAUGAUAUUGGAAAUUAUGCUACUGAAGAUUCUAACAAGGAGGACGCUACUCCUUCUACGAUUAUGGAUAAUGAUGCUUACGCGGACAGGGGAUCUGGGGAUGAAGCACAUUUGGAUAAUGACUUCCAGUUUUACUUUACAGAUACAAAGGGAGCUAUAAGAGACACCUUGAUAGACAUGAAUGAGCCAAUAGUGGUCUCAAAGUUGCCUAAGAGGUUGAGUGUACUUGUUUUAUGGUCUGAUAAAAUGACUAAAAAGUACGAUACAUGCCUUCUAAGCAAUUUGCCGGAAAUUUUCAAGCCCCAAUUUUCUGUGAGGAGGCCUCAAGAAUCUGUUUCUCUGUACAAAUGCCUUGAAGCCUUUAUGAAGGAAGAACCUCUAGGGCCAGAAGAUAUGUGGUUAGUAUCUGCCUUUUAUUUGAAAUUACGAGAACAAAAAUGUUAUGCAUCUUGCUGGCUGUUGUUUCUUGGCAUAAUCUGGCUAGUGAGUCUUAUGUGA
Malus domestica (apple) is the source of this 2040-nucleotide messenger RNA. The record is from RefSeq and is a predicted model, not a curated record. Lineage: Eukaryota; Viridiplantae; Streptophyta; Magnoliopsida; Rosales; Rosaceae.